AUGCUUGUCAUGGAGGUUUGCCCAAACGGCUCAUUGGUAUCGUAUCUUAGAAAACGUAGAGGAAAUGUGCCAUUGUCGGAGAAAUUACGUUUUGCUAUAGAAGCAUCUGAUGGGCUUGCUUAUUUGGAAAAGAAAUUAUGCAUUCACAGGGAUAUUGCAGCAAGAAACUGCUUACUGAGUGCAAAAUUUGAGAUAAAAAUUUCGGAUUUUGGUAUGUCAGACGACAAAGUUAUAGUUCAUGACGACACAUUAGAAAAGGUACCCGUAAAAUGGCUAGCCCCCGAAACAUUGCAGGAUAAAAUCUAUUCCCUCAAAACAGACGUGUGGUCUUACGGCGUGCUUGUGUGGGAGAUCUACGCUGAGGGUGCAGAACCUUAUCCCGGCUUAACAAGACUUCAAACAAGAGCUAAAAUUGUGGUACAAAAUUACAGAAUGGAAAUGCCGAGGGAUACACCAAAAAGCGUUGCAGAGGUAGUAUAUCAAUGUUGGGAAAGAGAUCCAGCUCGACGACCAGAAAUGUCGAAAAUUUUUCGAAUGUUAAAAGAAAUAGGAGAACGUUCGAAGGCUUAA
Messenger RNA from Strongylus vulgaris, 570 nucleotides. Lineage: Eukaryota; Metazoa; Nematoda; Chromadorea; Rhabditida; Strongylidae. The record is from the annotation of a GenBank genome assembly.